UUAAAUGGGAGAAACUUUUCGUCUACUGGAGGUGGAUGCGAAGUUUCCUGCUGAUCGCCUUGCAUUAAAAGGGCGUCAAUAAAAAUUUUCAGAUCAAGACGAGAGAGAGGGAGUUUCUGCUAUCUAAGAAAUGGGAAAGCAAACCCACACGCAUUGAAAAUGGUUGGAUGAGAUCGAAGAAAUUCAAAGGCGGGCGUUGAAAUUUGAGAGGGUGGUCCUUAAAUGCUCUUGUUUCGAUCCAUUUAAUUUGUAGAUUUACCUGUCACACUGCCAACAAGAGAAAUCUCUGUCUAGUUUCUCAGCAUAUAGGCCCUUCUCCUCUUCCUUCUCCGCCUCUCCCUCUUCCUCCAAUCAACAGGAACGGAUAGACUCCUGUUUCGUUGACUGCUAAGAGCGACCAUGGCGAUGGAGAAGAAAGAGGAAGAUGUGUUCAUCGGUUCCAUAGAUCAAGGGACGACAAGCACGAGGUUCAUCAUAUACGAUCGCCAUGGGAAGCCCAUUGCUUCCCACCAAGUGGAGUUCACUCAGAUUUAUCCUCAAGCAGGAUGGGUGGAGCAUGAUCCCAUGGAGAUCCUCGCAACAGUGAGGAUUUGCAUGGAGAAAGCAGUAGACAAGGCCACUGCUGCAGGAUACAACGUUGAUAAGGGUCUGAAGGCUAUUGGUUUGACUAAUCAAAGGGAGACAACAUUGGUGUGGAGCAGAUCGUCCGGGUUACCUCUUUAUAAUGCAAUCGUCUGGAUGGAUGCUAGAACGAGCUCAAUUUGCAGAAGGUUAGAACAAGAGUUACCUGGGGGAAGGACACACUUUGUUGAGACAGCUGGUUUGCCUAUAAGUACUUACUUUAGUGCAGUUAAGCUGUUGUGGCUACUGGAAUGCGUAGACGCAGUGAAAACUGCAGUCAAGACAGGCGAUGCUCUGUUUGGUACCAUCGAUUCAUGGUUAAUCUGGAAUCUGACUGGUGGAUGCGAAGGUGAAGAUAGGCAUGGUAAUAAAGUCCAUGGUAUCCAUGUUACUGACUGUUCAAACGCUGCCAGAACUCUUCUGCUGGAUCUGAAAACCUUAGAUUGGCACCUCCCUACCCUUGAAAUCUUCGGCAUUCCACGAGAGAUCUUGCCACGUGUUAUCAGCAAUGCCGAGGUAAUUGGAGAGAUUGCCAAUGGCUGGCCAGUAUCUGGUGUUACUAUUGCAGGCUGCCUGGGUGAUCAGCACGCAGCCAUGUUAGGACAGGCAUGUAGGAAGGGUGAGGCCAAGAGCACCUACGGCACAGGUGCUUUUAUUCUUUUGAACACGGGUGAGGAGAUUGUGCCAUCUACACAUGGGCUGCUUAGCACUGUCGCCUUCAAAUUGGGACCUAAUGUUCCAACAAAUUAUGCAUUGGAGGGGUCAAUUGCCAUUGCUGGUGCAGCAGUUCAGUGGCUGAGAGACAGCCUUGGUGUCAUUGAGACUGCGAGCGACAUCGAGGACUUGGCAAACUCGGUUGAGAACACAGGUGGUGUAUACUUUGUUCCAGCAUUCAAUGGCUUGUUUGCUCCAUGGUGGCGUGAUGAUGCUCGUGGCGUUCUGAUUGGCAUCACAAGAUUUACCACCAAAGCCCAUAUAGCCCGGGCAGUGCUUGAAAGCAUGUGUUUUCAGGUAAAGGAUGUGCUUGACUCCAUGCACAAGGAUGCAGGGGAAGGUGAAGCUAAAAAUGAGAAGGGUGAAUUUCUGCUGAGAGUUGAUGGUGGGGCUACUGUAAACGACCUGCUCAUGCAGAUUCAGGCAGAUCUAUUAGGCAGUCCAGUGCUGAGGCCAGCAGACAUAGAGACUACUGCACUUGGGGCAGCAUAUGCAGCUGGGCUAGCUGUCGGAAUCUGGACUCAAGAAGAAAUAUUCUCUGGCAUUGACAGUACGGAGAAACCUAUAACUUUUUACCCUUUGUUGGAUGAAGAACACAGAAAGAAGCGGUUUGAUUCAUGGUGCAAGGCUGUGUCAAGAGCAUUCGACCUGGCUGAUCUUUCAUUCUAAUUUCAAAUUUGGCUUCCAUCUCUUGAUCUUCUCAGAUAUUUUUCAAAAGAAUAAAAAAAUCUAAUUCUAUUUUA
Molecule: messenger RNA, 2078 nt
Organism: Nymphaea colorata (pocket water lily)
Lineage: Eukaryota; Viridiplantae; Streptophyta; Magnoliopsida; Nymphaeales; Nymphaeaceae
Product: glycerol kinase
Exons: 4
Coding region: 400-2004 (534 amino acids)
Biological process (GO): glycerol-3-phosphate biosynthetic process; triglyceride metabolic process; glycerol metabolic process
Cellular component (GO): mitochondrion
Molecular function (GO): glycerol kinase activity
Source: RefSeq, a predicted model, not a curated record